GUGUAAAAUGACGCGCUUCCCGUCUGGGAGGUGUGUGUGGUGUAUGUCAACUAAAUGUGAAAGGAUCGCGGCGGAAGCUGCCAGUUGCAGUCAGUAAGGAUUAGCAAUGGCUGCACCGGGUAGAAAGUCUGUGUUGUUCGUAUGUUUAGGUAAUAUUUGCAGAUCUCCCAUAGCAGAAGCUGUUUUUCGAAAAUUGGUAACGGAUGAAGGAAUUUUAAACCAGUGGGCGAUAGACAGUGCUGCUACUUCUGACUGGAACGUGGGUUGCUCCCCUGAUUCAAGGGCCCUAAACUGCUUAAAAACCCAUGGUACCGAAACGACUCAUAAAGCUCAACAGAUUACAAAGGAUGACUUCCUUUCAUAUGACUAUAUAUUGUGCAUGGAUGAAAGUAAUCUAAGAGAUCUAAAGAGAAAAUGUAAUGGAGUGAAGAACUGCAAAGCUCAAAUUGAACUGCUUGGAAGCUAUGACCCACAAAAAAAGCUCAUUAUCGAGGAUCCUUAUUAUGGUCAUGAUGAAGAUUUUGAGACCGUUUACCAGCAGUGUGUUAGAUGCUGUAAAUCGUUUUUGGAGAAGUGCUCCUAGUGCUGAAUUAACAAGUCUUUCAAAGUGAAAUUAUUAGCCAUUCAUUUGAUAUCCAUGCAGUUGAUCCAUCUUUACUGUGUCUGUUGUUCUGGCAGUACAAUAACCCUUUUUAUGUCAAAACUUACUAUGGAACAAGGCCAGGAAUCUUGCUUUGUAAGAUUGUUACUGUUCUGUGUCACUUCAGAAUGUAUGUAGAAAUCCAAUGCACAAUUAUGGUUUCCUCAAACAUCAGUUGAAUCACUACAUUGAGGUGAAAUAUACAAAAAAUAAAAUUUUAAUUCUAAA
Messenger RNA from Bombina bombina (fire-bellied toad), 868 nucleotides. RefSeq names its product acid phosphatase 1 (gene ACP1). The record is from RefSeq and is a predicted model, not a curated record. Gene Ontology annotation, biological process: protein dephosphorylation. Gene Ontology annotation, cellular component: cytoplasm. The transcript has 6 exons. Gene Ontology annotation, molecular function: non-membrane spanning protein tyrosine phosphatase activity; acid phosphatase activity. The coding region runs from base 107 to 583 and encodes 158 amino acids. NCBI's taxonomy places the organism in Eukaryota, Metazoa, Chordata, Amphibia, Anura, Bombinatoridae.